UAGAAGAUUCAACAUCAUGGCCGUUGCCGGGGUUAUUGAUGAGCAUGGAAGGUUUCAGCCUAUGUUGGCCUUGCAGGAUUAUAAUAGUUCUUCAUUUGGAGGAAUUGAUACAGACAUCAACAUCUCAUGCGGGGAAAGCGGCUACAACACGAUGUCCGAUUCCACCAAUCCAACCCCGACGCCUGUAUCCAUACUCGCGCGCAUAUCGCUCAUGCCAGGUGGUGAGCGACACGGAUUAUCGCACUCUCCAAUUGUUAAAAAGAAGCGACAUGUUUGUACAUUUGAUGGCUGUGUCAGGGCCUACGGAAAAUUGUCUCACCUGAAGUCGCAUAUAAGGACACAUACAGGUGAGAAGCCCUACAACUGCUCCUGGCCCGACUGUGACAAGAAGUUCUCCCGUUCUGAUGAACAAAUCCGCCACCUGCGGACUCACACGGGCGAGAAACAGUUCCAGUGCCCACUGUGUGCCAUGCGCUUCAUGCGAAGCGACCACCUGCUUAAGCAUGCCCGCCGCCACCCUGGCUUCGAACCAUCCAUGAUCAGCCACAAGGGCAACCCAAUAAUGGACUAAAGGAGCCUAACUGUACUCCUUAUAGUCCAAGGACAUUACAUGCUGUUUAAAGGCAAAUUGGCUCUGGAAGCCAAAACAGCCAAAUACUCAAUCUAAACGUGAAUUGAUUCUCAAUACGGUUCUAGAAACAUAAAUCCCUUUAUUUUCAUUUCACAAAUACUCACUGUUUUAACUGGUUUUAACAGUUGCAGCUGACAGUAUGUUUUUUUUCAGUGACAACACGUUUGUGGCGUCCUUCUGUUUACACACAGGUGUUCGGAGACAGAUUGCUAAUGGGCACAGGUAGUCCACUCAGUCUUCUGUCUUUUCCGUAAACAAGCACUAACAUAGAAAUAAGGCUGUGUGGGAACCCUAACCCUAUGUAAUUGAACUGUGAGUCAUGAUCAAGGGCUACCAUAAAGGGGGGGAGGUAGGGCCUGGGGUGUAUUCAUUAGUCAGAUUUAAUAGAAAAAUGUUUGGUAUGUUGCAAAACAUUUUGCAACAGUUUACUCCAAACAGAAAAUGUUUUGAAAUGAAAACAAGUUUCUGUUGGACAAAUUCAGGUAGGCCCCUUCCUGUUUGGUUCUGUUUAGUUCCUGGAGUAAACGGUAACCGUUGCAAAACAUUUUGCAACAGACCAAACGUUUUGCAAUUGAAUCUGACUAAUGGUUGGACCCCUGGUCAGACCAAUGGAUCUCCACUGGAAGCAAAGGUGCGGGAUAGGAGAGGAAGAGGUUCUGUAGCCAUGCCCUGGUCCCAGAUCUGUCUUAAGACAACUCCUUUGACUAUUGUCAUGAUGCCAUACAUUCAUGUUUGGCUUGACAAGGACCACACGUGGCACAGCAGAGUUGGCUAAAUCACACAUACAGAUGGGACUUGGCUACUGUAGCCUACUUCACUCAGCCUGUCUCAUAACUCGUAUUAUUGAUGAUCAAUACCCACUGGUUAGGUUUCGUUAAUGCUAAGAUAAUAGGUAAUGUUUAAGUUUUGUACGUUUUAUAGCUUUUGGUAUAGUGGAGAUAAUAGUAAGAUUACUGUGGAUAGCAAUUGUUUAUGGAACAGUUCUUAUAUUUGGUAAACUUACUGCUGGUACUGUACUAUAGAUAUGUUAAACCGUUUGUGUGUUAAACUGAGCUCUGAGCUCAAUAAUGGCACUAAGUUUUUUUAUGAUUUAUUUUAUCCCUUUGGUGCAAUUUUCACAAGUAUGUUGUACAUUUUCACAACGCUUUGUACCAAACUCAAAACAGAUCAUCAAAAAGGCAGUUUCACAAGUCUUAGCACAUUAUUCGAUUGACUAAGUACAACGCAAUCAUACAGUCCGUUUUUCAUCUAGAAAUACAUGUUCGUAAUUGCCUUUCACAAUGCAAUGCUCACAUUACUUUUGAUAUGAUUGUCUUCUCAUUUGUUUAAAUACAUUUAAUUGACUUAAUCAGACUGCUCUUAAUUGAUAAUCACUUAACCAUUUGGUAAACCUAUAUAAUGGUUUGUCUGCAACAUUUUGAGAAUAAUGAAUGUAUGUUUAAGGUAUGAACAUAAAGUAUGAUAUACUGUAAUGUAAUAUUAUGAAUGAUUUUACUUCAGUAAGUUCAAAUAAAUCUGAUAUUAAGAUCAGAUGUAUUGUAUGUAAUGCAUCCCCUAUACAGUAAAC
This is a messenger RNA of Salvelinus namaycush (lake trout), 2198 nucleotides long. Its product is annotated as Krueppel-like factor 9. The transcript has 2 exons. The coding region runs from base 17 to 571 and encodes 184 amino acids. Gene Ontology annotation, biological process: regulation of transcription by RNA polymerase II. NCBI's taxonomy places the organism in Eukaryota, Metazoa, Chordata, Actinopteri, Salmoniformes, Salmonidae. The record is from RefSeq and is a predicted model, not a curated record. Gene Ontology annotation, molecular function: DNA-binding transcription factor activity, RNA polymerase II-specific; RNA polymerase II cis-regulatory region sequence-specific DNA binding.